This is a messenger RNA of Knipowitschia caucasica, 2439 nucleotides long. The record is from the annotation of a GenBank genome assembly. Lineage: Eukaryota; Metazoa; Chordata; Actinopteri; Gobiiformes; Gobiidae.
AUGCCUCUGGUCAUCCUCCCCACCUCUCAGCUGCUCUGGGUGCGGCUGGUGGCCCUAGUUUUCACCUGCAUCGCCUUCAGCGCGGUCGCCCAUGGGGGGGCAUUGUACAGUGGCGGAAUGGCCGACUGGUGCAUCUUCUGCUGGGCUUUCAGUUUCGCCUGCACCCUUCUCGUACUCUUGGUGGAACUCUUUGGCCUCCAGGUCCGUGCCCCCGUCUCGUGGACCAACUUCCCCAUCACUGUCGCCUGCUACGCCGCCCUGCUCUGCCUCUGCGCAUCCGUGAUCUUCCCGCUUUAUUUCCUAAAAGGCGCCAACAUACACAGUGAAGCUAGGGACCAUCGCAUUGUCUCGACCGUUUUCUCCUGUCUGGCGGCGGUGGCGUACAUGGCCGAAGUGAGCCUAAGCAAAGCCAGACCGGGAGAAGUGACUGGCUACAUGGCGACCGCCCCUGGCCUGCUCAAAGUGUGCCAAACAUUUGUGGCUUCCGUGAUUUUUAUUCUUGUCAGCAACCCGGUAUCGUACGAUUACCAUGCUGGUUUGAAAUGGUGCAUGGCAGUCUACUGCAUCUGCUUCAUCCUCUCCAUGGCGGUGGUGAUACUGUGCGUUGGGGAGUUGACCGGCUGCCUCCCCAUCCCGUUUUCAAAGUUUCUAUCCAUCUACGGGCUGCUGGCUGUUGUCAUGUACUUGUCAGCCACGAUCAUUUGGCCCGUGUUUCAGUUUAAUAAGCAGAACCAAUACCGCGGCAACAGGACCAAUCUGAUCUCCGUGUCUGUCCUCACGGCCCUCAACUUUUUGUUGUAUCUCGCAGAUCUCGCCUACUCCGCCAGGCUCGUAUUUACGCAACACACGACCUCCGACACACCCGAGACCUCCGACAGCUCCGAGACCCGAGAACCACCCGCUAUGGCAUCCGCUGCAGAAGACAGGACGGUUGUGCUCCUCGGAAAGACCGGUUCUGGGAAGAGUAGUCUGGCCAACACCAUAUUUGGAGAACAAUUAUUUACAGUAUGCCACUCUCCCACCUCUGGAACUGUAUUAUGUCAGUCUGAGGUCAGAAAUCUGCACUGGAGAAGAGUCCAGCUGGUCGAUACACCAGGGCUGUUUGACACCAACCAAGAUUCCCCUGAUUUUAAAAAAGAAAUCCUCAAAUCGAUGAUCAAGUGUUCUUCCGGAGUGCACGCAUUUCUCCUGGUGCUUAAAGUGGAGAGGUUCACCAAGCACGAGUUAUCUGUGGCUGAAAUCAUCUGCGAGCAAUUCUCCAAAGAGGUUCUGAACCACAGCACAGUGGUCUUCACUCAAGGAGACCAGUUGGAUGAGGGGGUGACUAUAAAGGAAUGGAUCAAAGAUAACAAAGCCCUGAAGAGGCUGGUUGAGUUGUGUGGAGGCCGCUGUCAUGUGUUUGAUAAUAAAUAUUGGAAGUCUGGUGACAACACCUACAGAAGCAACAAGUACCAGGUCCAAGAGCUGCUCAAAACCAUCGAUCAGACGGUGGAAAAGAAUGGAGGGAAAUGCUACACCAAUGAAAACCUUAAACAAGUGCAACGGAAACUGAAAGAAGAGAGAAAGGCAAUCAGAUCAUCACCUCAGUACGCCCACCUGCCAGAGGAGGAGAAAGACCAGAAAGCUGAAGAAAACACUUUUAGUUUUUUUUGGCCCAUGGUGACUGCUUUGAGUGUGGUGGGAGCACUUCUUGGAAACAUCACCCUGAUCGAUACUCCAGGGGUCUUUGACACGGACCCCAGAAGCACCGAGGAGGUCCCUGAGCUCCUCAGGUGCAUUCUGGCAUGUUCCCCUGGCCCUCAUGCCUUUCUCCUGGUCCUCAAAAUGGAGAGGUACACGACACAGGAGCAGGCCGUGGUAAAUGUUAUACUGAAGUAUUUCUCUGAAGAGGCUCUGAAGUACACCACGGUGGUCUUCACUCACGGCGAUGAGCUUCCAGAGGGACUCACACUUCGUCGGAACAACCAGCUCCAGCUCUCAGACCUGCUCGACACCAUCGACUCAACCGUGCGAAAUAACAACGGGAGACAUUACACCAACGACAUGUUGAUAAAGUUCCGUGAUGAUCUGCAAAAAGAGGUGAAACGCAUUCAACGUAGAUUCCCACAGUACACUUAUCAAGAAGUUGUUCAGGAAGCUAAAAAUGUGGUGUGCAGUACCCUGGUGACAAACAUGAAAGGUGCAGUGGUGGGAAUGGUUAUCGGGGCGUGGUUGGGAUCAGGAGCGAUGGUGAAGGUCAUGGUGAUGCCUUCUCCAGAUUUGCUUCAGUACGCGGCUGCCUCAGGGGCAGCGCUCAUGAUGUUACCCUCAGGGGCCAUGGCGGGUGCACUGCUGUCGGACAAAUAUGUCUCCCUCACAGAGGCGGCUCGAGACACCAGAGAAUUGCUAGACGAGAUAGUCCUCAUUUGGAACAAUAUACAGUCUUUAGGCCUACGUUAA